AGGGAUUUUCAUCUUAAAAUCUUAUAAAAUAUAAUACAUAAUUUCUGUUUGACUUAUAUAUUAUAUAACGAUUAAGAUAUGGAUAUUAAUUAAAAUAAAAUGUACAUACAUACUUAAGCUUUAUUAAGUAUAAAGAAUUAAACCUCGAACAUAGUAAUAUAACAGAUGUGUGUAAAUAAAUAUAUGUAAAUAAGUAAUGAAUAACUUUAUGUCUAAGUAUCAUUUGUAAGAAAUGUUACUAAAUAUAUCGGCAGAAAUGUCCAAAUUUCUAUUGAAUUCAAUUAGAUUGUUUUUAAUUAAGAAUAACAGUAAUGUAAAUCAUUAUGUUCAAAGUUUUCAAAGUUUUAGUAAUAGUUGUACAGAUGAUGAAGAUGGGAAGGAAAAGAAAAGAAAGACUCAAAGGAUUCCCAAAAUUACGCUUAUACAUACAGAUAAAUCUAUUUCUGUCAUGCCAUUAGAGGACGCAGAAAAAUUAGCUAAAAGGCGAAAUCUUGAGUUAAUGCAUGUAUCAAAUACAUCUAAAAGUGGUAGAAAUGUUUAUGAACUUGUAAGUUCUUCAAAGAUUGACAAGAUUACAAGAAAUGUAGCAGUAACACAUAAAAAUGUACCGAAGAUAAAGUCUGCUAAGCUAUUUACUAUAAAACAGAAUAUUAUGGAUUAUGAUUUAAAUAUAAAAAUCAAUAAUAUUAACAGAACGUUAAAAAAAAAUUAUAAGGCUAAAAUAGUUUUUUCUCAUCCUAACGGACUUCAGGAAGAGAUGAUAGAAGAAACGAAAAAAAAGAUACAGGGAGUUAUUUCAGGAACACAGACGAGAAAAGGUAAUACCAUACUUGUAUAUAGUCCUUUAUUAAAAGAUGAAAAUAUUUCUUCAAAAGACGAUGUUAAUGAUAAGUAAUGUACUGAAAAAGUGGGAAAAUUAAUAAAAUCUUUCAUAAUUUUAUAUGACAGUAUAUUCUAAUAAAUGAUAAAUUAAAAUUUAUUGUAUCAUAUAUGGAUCUGUCUUAUAAAAUUGUGUAACAUAAAUGAAUAUUAUGUACAUAGGACAAGUUAAAAUAAA
Messenger RNA from Bombus pascuorum, 1057 nucleotides. RefSeq lists its product as uncharacterized. The record is from RefSeq and is a predicted model, not a curated record. The transcript is spliced from 3 exons. NCBI's taxonomy places the organism in Eukaryota, Metazoa, Arthropoda, Insecta, Hymenoptera, Apidae. The coding region runs from base 233 to 895 and encodes 220 amino acids.